This is a messenger RNA of Apis cerana (Asiatic honeybee), 2958 nucleotides long. Its product is annotated as FHF complex subunit HOOK interacting protein 2A. Lineage: Eukaryota; Metazoa; Arthropoda; Insecta; Hymenoptera; Apidae. The record is from RefSeq and is a predicted model, not a curated record.
UGGCCGGCAAUCGGAAACAAAACACAUCAAAGCCGCAAAAUUCGCUAUCGCAGCGACAGUGAGAGAGAAAUACGGUGAUACGAAGCGAACAAUGCGAAAUUAUGCAGAAGAGGGCGAGGAUCAUGCAAGAAACGGCCGCGAGGCGCGUGCAUAGCGAGAAAUAAUCGUGAACAAGGAUCGGACGUUACGUUAAAAUGAUUAGUGGCAUUCAAAUCGCGCUAAAGAAUGCCAUUGAUGUGAUAGCACCGCCUGCCACGCCGCUGCAAGACUUCACCUAUCACUGGAAACAGCUUAUGAAUUUUUAUGUGAACCACUUGACGGAUUGCAAGGUACCCAUACAAACCACAGGCAUACCGCGACAUUUGGAUAGAUUAUUGGAGAUUCUACUUGAGGAAGAAAAAAAUGAAAAUGAACCAGGACCAUGUCUCGAAUACCUAUUGCAGCACAAAUUACUCGAUUUGCUGGCUACAUUGGCCAGUGCGGAAACUCCACCAGGGAUGAGGACAGUUUGCCUGUCCUUCUUAAGAAAACUAUUAGGAAGAUCUAAAUAUCCUUUGUUGCACCAUACGUCUAUUUAUGGACCGGUGCAACGGUUGAUCGCUCUUUGCAAUGGAAACCCACCUUCGCCUAUUGAAGUUGAAGAAGUUCAGUUCCUUCUCACGCUUUGCUUUUUAGUUUGCAAGUAUCCUCACGUGACAAAUAUUAUAAACGAUGCUCCGAAUGUUCAGAGGCAAAACACCACCGCGAAGAAGAAUAUUGAAAGGAUUGAAGUGGAGAAGGUUACUUAUAUACCAGCCAGAAGAAGAAAUAAUAACUUUAAUCCACUAUUCGAACCGUUAGACACUCAGGCGGUUACACUGAUAAAUCCUAAUUUGUUUAACCCGGAAAAUGAUAAGAGACGGUCUAUUGAGUUUAAUAGAUCACAUAGUAAGGCUGGCACGACAAGGGGAUCAUCUAGUCAAUCGAACGGAUCGAUAUCUUCUAGAGAAACAGAGAAUGCUUCGCAAUCUUCGAGCCCGGUAAUUCAGAAAGAGAUUUGUGGUGAAAAUUCGAGUGUUAUACAUUCUUCUGAAUCUCAAGAUUACGAUGUCUCACAAAAAAACGAAGAUGUAGCUUUAAUAAACGAGAUAGACACGCAUUUACAGAAUCUUCAAGAUUUGCGAUUAGAUGGUGAAUAUGGGAAUGUUUAUGAUGAGUCUCAUUGCUUAGAAGGAGAUCAGAGUUUGCUCAGAUCCAAAACACCAGAGAAAUCAAAAUGCCUUCUAUUAGAUGCCUUGUUGAGUUAUAUAAAUACCGCAGACAAUACAGUGAGGAUAAGAGCCUGCGAGGGAAUAAUGGUUCUUUCAUCCCUGGAGGAUAUAUCGUUCGCUCAAAUGGUAGCAAACAGCCAUUUAACAACCUUGAUACCAAGUAGAUUAGAGAACCUGUUCAACGCCAUUCCAGCGCACGUUGACCCAACAGAAAUCGAUGGCGUGGACGUCACUUGGGGUUUAGACUCGCCGGCAUGGACGAAGGAGAAAAAAUUUUCUGGUUGCAGGCAGGUUGCUGCAUUUUUCAUGUGGUUUGAUUAUUGUAAUCAAUUGAUAAGGGAAGCACAUCCGGAUGUAGCUGACGCAUUGGCGAAGAGCAUUAGAGUAAAUUUCUUAGAAAAAAUCGUGACACCAUCUUUGGCUGAGCAUCAUGUCGUUCUUAUUACUGCAUUGGUUACUAAGUGUUUGAAGGAGUUAACAUCCACCGUCUUAUGUACAGAAAUAAGUUACUGGCUUAUUGGUCAAGAUAGAGGUCCAGAGAUACCAAAUGUAUGGACAUCACCUGUGCUACAUAGGCUAAUAGAUAAUUGUUUCACGGACAGCGACGAUUUAACAUUGGAAACAUUGAAGCUGUUCGAGGAAAUGAUAGAGAAACGAAACGAGCAUAUAUUGCACUGUCUCGUAUUAGUAUAUUUAUCUACGCGUGGUUACUAUGACAAUACCGCAGCGGACAGUGCAAUUGCUUCAUGGAGCGACGAGGAAGAUGAAAGAGAGAGAGAGAAGAAGGGAUCGCUGGAUCUUUCAUAUGAACAAAGUCAUAGUCGAACAUUAGCACCUAGUAAUAUUCACAGAAUUGUAAAUUGUUUUCUGUCCUUGAUUCCUCGUUAUCUACAAACAGACACGGACGUAAAUAAUUAUGAGCGAUACAUGGCUGAUUUGGAAAGGCAGUAUUCUACUGUGUUGACGGAUUGCUCGUUAAUGGCCUGGCCCCUGGAAGCAAUAACUGUGGACGAUUCCGCGAGUUCUGAUUCUAGACCGGAAGCGGAUCAUUGUUCCGUGAGAUUCUACAUGGGCCCGUUCAUGACGAUGUUAUUCGAAAAAGUAACGAAUAUUCCAAAGCAAAAGUAUGAGGUCAAUUUGCAGUUGACUGUAGUGAUCUCAAGACUGGCGCUUUUACCUCAUCCGUACCUGCAUGAAUUUUUAUUAAAUCCAUUACUACCGCUGGCACCCGGCACAAAGAACUUGUUCACUUGUUUGCAAAAAGUCGUCAAACAGCUGGUGAACGAGGUACCAAAGACACCAGAUCACAAACAAAUGCUUAAAGAAACACGAGAGCGAUUGCUGGAAGAUUGUUCUCACGAAGGGGAAAAAGAAAAUAUCCUGUUUGAAAGUGUGAUCGUAACAGAAGAAUUUUGCAAGGAACUGGCUGCGAUAGCAUAUGUGAAAUAUCACCAUUCUAUGUGAUAAAUGAUAUCAAAAAGAAUGAUGUAAAUUAUAGAAUUUAAUUAUAGUAUUAUGGCCGAGUAAAUUUACUUAAUGAUCGAUCGUCAGUCUAGAUACGCUUAAAUAGAAAAUUGUUUUUUGUGAUGAUUUUGUAAGAUAUAUACGUAUACCUUAAGGAUAGCGAAUAUUAUAAUAAUGUUAAUAUUUACAUAUUCACUUAUUUGCACAAUUCGACUUGUGACUCUAAUAAAGAAAUUAUUGAAAA